Molecule: messenger RNA, 658 nt
Organism: Salpingoeca rosetta
Lineage: Eukaryota; Choanoflagellata; Craspedida; Salpingoecidae
Exons: 5
Coding region: 76-579 (167 amino acids)
Biological process (GO): nucleotide-excision repair; DNA replication; double-strand break repair via homologous recombination
Cellular component (GO): site of double-strand break; chromosome, telomeric region; DNA replication factor A complex
Molecular function (GO): nucleic acid binding
Source: RefSeq, a predicted model, not a curated record
CACACGCUGAUUUUGCCCACUCUUGGGUGACUUUUGCCACAACGGGUUUUGCCAACUGCCGUUGUCUGUUGUUGGAUGGCGGAGGACAGUGGCGGCGAUGGUGGUGGUGGCAGGCGUCAUGGUGAUGCCACUGCCGUCAUGACAAGGCGCAGCGCGUACGUGCGGCUGCUUGGCAUCCAUGUGCAACUCCUCAAGCCGUUCCUAGAAGGCCGAGGCGUAGGCAGCACUGGAAGUGGUGGCAAUGGCCUUUGUUUGCCAAAUGGACGCCACGUGCGGUUGGCCAUGCUCGCUGGAAUCGUGACGGAAGUCGACAAAGGAACCCACUUUGUCGCCUACAAAGUGGACGAUGGGACGGCAGAGGUGCCCUGCAUCGUCUGGCGACGGGAUGAGAGCGAGCGGCACGCACGGUUCAACCUGGAGUUGGGAUGCCACGUGCUCGCGUGGGGCGCCGUCACCGUGUUUCGCGGCAAACGCCAGCUCACCACCCACGGCAUCAGCGAAAUCACGGCAGUGGAAGAGGCAGUGCACUGGGCAGAGGCGAUGGCAGCCGUGCCCGCGCACACACUGCAGCCAUUGUGAGCAUGUGUUGCGAGACCACUCACUUUGUUGUGCAACCUCCCUUUUUUGACUGGUCGCCAUUAAAAGUGCAACGAAUCCA